This is a messenger RNA of Paramecium sonneborni, 1026 nucleotides long. Lineage: Eukaryota; Ciliophora; Oligohymenophorea; Peniculida; Parameciidae. The record is from the annotation of a GenBank genome assembly.
AUGAUUUAAAAGAAACAGAAAGCACUUCAAACAAUUGUGAAUUACAGAAAUGGUUCAUAAAUAAGAUUCUAAUAAAGUCCUUCAAUGAAGAAACUUGAAAAAUCAUCUAAUCAUAGCAAUUUUUCUUUAAGAAUAAAAACAUGUUAAAAUUAUGUUUAAUAAGACAGAAUAAAGUAUUUCCCCAAAAGCUAUAUAAAAAACUUCUGAGACACAGAUGGGUGAUUUACAAAAUAAAACUAGUAUUCAAAUAAUCUUUUCUCAUGAAGAAAAGCUUCAUAAUUUCUUAUUUCCUUAUGAGUAUUAUAAAAUUUAAUAUAACAAUAGAGCCACUACAGAUCAAUUAUUGCAAUAAGCUCGUAAAAUAGUUCCAACAAUAAGUGCAUUAAUAACUACUAAUUAAAAUUUAGCCGUCGAUUAUUAUCUUCAAUUACCUAAUUAAAAGUUAUGUGUAUUUUAAGGGCGUAUAAUAACUGUUUAAGGAGUUAUAGGAUUAUUAGGAUUGAAAUCUAAAACUGGAUUACGAGAUUUUAUAUUUAUAAAAUGUAUAGGAGUAGGUGGAUUUUCAAGAGUGUAUUUAGUAAAGAAGAAAUAAUCUGGUCGAUUUUCUGCAAUGAAAAUAAUAGACAAGAAAAUAAUAAUUGAGAAAAAAAUAGAAAGUACAUAAUACAUUAUAUAGAUAUAAUUGAGAAUGAACGCAACAUUCUAGCUGUCAUUUAACAUCCUUUUCUUAAUAAAUUAGAAUAUGCUUUAGAAUGUCCUAAUAAUUUGAUUUUUAUAACAGAAUUUUGUGCAGGAGGAGAUUUACUAUACUANUAAAAUAAAAAAAUAGAUAAAUAAAAUUUAUAACUAUUCAAUACAAAUAAAUGUAAUUUAAUUAAUUCUUAACUAAAAAAUUGGCAAAUAUCUUUUGAAUAGGAUCACAUAAUUAGUUUUUUCAAAAAAGGUUUAUGGAUAUUAAAUAAAUGGGAACUAUAUAAAAUAAAAUUAGACUAAACCUACAGAUAUAUUUUAUUAUAAAUUCAAUGA